GUGAUUGCUUGUUCAAACCCCCGUUUUUGUCUCUUUUUGAAAAUAAUUUUAACUGGAAAUAUGUACAAUACAUAUGCUAUGUUCGUCAAAUCAGGAUCAGGAGGUUCACAGGUUUUUUCGUGUCCUUUUUUUUUCUUUAAAAGGAUGAAACUAGCAUGUACAUAUGAAAUAGUGACUGAAUUCGAAACUCCCAUGAAUUCUUUCAGUAUCUGAAGAUUGCUGUACAUUUUAUGAGUAAUAAAAUAAAGAAAUGAGUUAUGUUAUUUAAUAAUGAACUAUGGGUUAUCUGUUUUAUGUGACAACCGCAGUAUCAAUUUCUAGGUGACAGUGGUGCUAAUCCCAAAAGAAAGGCUACAUACAAAAAGGAACAAGAAGUCUAUUGGCAAAGUGAUGAAUAUUGCAUGUACCUUGGCCUAACGGUGUGGGUUAUGUAUUUUAUUUUUCAUGGCGUCCUCAACAUUACAGUUUUAAGGGCAACAAUAGCCUAAAUUUGUUUACAACUCGCAGGAUUUCCAUACGUGAGCUUUCAACAACACAGAGUGUUGCAUCAGCACGAGAUCGAAAGUGCGUCAAAUCUGUACAGCAUUGUUACGUCAUCACUGAUAAACGUUGAAACUGAUCAAAAACCGCUGGAGCGGUGCUGGAGGAUUGCGUUUGUUUUCGCUUUGGAUGCGCGUUCAUUUUGGCAAGGAAAUGUGCUGAUUUUGCAAGGAGAUGGAGAAUAAAGAGUUCAAGCAGGCUGCAGUGGUGACCUUCACUACCGUGACCCACAAGGAUGAAACUUCCCAGACCAGCCUCACCCUCAGCAGGGGAAAGAGAAGCUACCCAGACCUACACACCUUUGUGCAGGGCAUGAAGGACGACCAUUGGAAUCUGCUGAGUGAGAAUAUGCGUGCCGGGAUGAGCAGACAUGAGUUUAGUGCCAAGUGCAUGGAUAUUGUAGCAUGGGUGAUGGAGUCUACAUCCACUGUGGUUGUUCCCGCCCUUGACCUCACCAUGCAGAUAGAGCUCUCUGAUUCGCCAAGCUCUUCUGGAUCAGGAAGUAAUGAGGCAGGAGAGGUGACCUCUCUUGGCCGCAGCGUCAGAUUCAGCUGUAGUGGAGGACCCAGCAGGUGCACCAGCGCCAGAACCGCCUGCAGCACACGCACUCCCACGCCUUUCCCUCCUCUCACAGCAAUCAAAACAGAGCUCGAGAACCAGAGACCUACCAACCUGGCAGCCAGAGACCUACUAUCGUCUCUGGUAGAGACCAUUGAGGACAUGGAUAUCUCUGACAUCCUCCAGGGCCCGUCGGCCAUUUUGGAGGAGGCUGCUGUGAUAAAGCACCCAGAGAUGUCCACCUCGACAAUAUACAGAUCUCUGCUUCUCGACUCAUCUCUCGCCUCCUCUAAGAUGGUCACUGAGAGCAUUAUCUUCAACAACCCAUGCCCAUCAGAGGAGAAUUGGAGGAGUAUAUUGUCAAAGCUGAGCAAUGCAUCACUCAGGUCAUUCAGGAUGCAGCUGUGA
Molecule: messenger RNA, 1506 nt
Organism: Coregonus clupeaformis (lake whitefish)
Lineage: Eukaryota; Metazoa; Chordata; Actinopteri; Salmoniformes; Salmonidae
Exons: 6
Coding region: 715-1506 (263 amino acids)
Source: RefSeq, a predicted model, not a curated record